AUGGCUGGUGAACGUGCUGCUCCUCUCCGCCUGGGCUCUGUUGCCCCCAACUUCAAGGCUCAGACCACUCAGGGUGAAAUUGACUUCCACGAGUUCAUUGGUGACAAGUGGACUGUCCUCUUUUCCCACCCUGCUGAUUUCACUCCCGUCUGCACCACUGAGUUGGGCGCUUUUGCUCGCCUCCAGGGCGAGUUCGACAAGCGUGAUGUUAAGAUGAUUGGACUGAGUGCCAACGACCUCAACUCCCACGAUGACUGGAUCAAGGACAUCAACGAGGUCGGCUCGACCCAGGUCCAGUUCCCUAUCAUCGCCGACGCCGACCGCAAGGUCGCCUACCUUUUCGACAUGAUUGAUCAGCAGGAUCUUACCAACAUCGACGAGAAGGGUCUUCCUCUGACCAUCCGCUCCGUGUUCAUCAUCGACCCUGCCAAGAAGAUCCGUCUGAUCAUGGCCUACCCCGCCUCCACUGGCCGCAACACCGCUGAGGUUCUGCGUGUUAUCGACUCCCUGCAGACCGGUGACAAGCGCGGUGUCACCACCCCUAUCAACUGGCUGCCCAACGAUGAUGUGAUUGUCCCUCCCACCGUCAGCACCGAGGAUGCCAAGAAGAAGUUCGGUGAGAUCCGUGAAGUGAAGCCUUACCUUCGCUUCACCACCCUCAAGGAGUAG
Molecule: messenger RNA, 669 nt
Organism: Penicillium bovifimosum
Lineage: Eukaryota; Fungi; Ascomycota; Eurotiomycetes; Eurotiales; Aspergillaceae
Product: peroxiredoxin
Exons: 7
Coding region: 1-669 (222 amino acids)
Biological process (GO): cellular response to oxidative stress; cellular oxidant detoxification; cell redox homeostasis
Cellular component (GO): cytosol; mitochondrion
Molecular function (GO): thioredoxin peroxidase activity
Source: RefSeq, a predicted model, not a curated record